Myotis myotis is the source of this 1351-nucleotide messenger RNA. It is a transcript of the gene ADCYAP1, whose product is annotated as adenylate cyclase activating polypeptide 1. Gene Ontology annotation, cellular component: extracellular region; neuron projection; perikaryon. The record is from RefSeq and is a predicted model, not a curated record. The transcript is spliced from 6 exons. Gene Ontology annotation, molecular function: neuropeptide hormone activity; peptide hormone receptor binding; pituitary adenylate cyclase activating polypeptide activity. Gene Ontology annotation, biological process: neuropeptide signaling pathway; positive regulation of protein kinase activity; positive regulation of transcription by RNA polymerase II. The coding region runs from base 621 to 1202 and encodes 193 amino acids. Lineage: Eukaryota; Metazoa; Chordata; Mammalia; Chiroptera; Vespertilionidae.
AGGCCACAGGCAGACAGAUGUUGACAAAGAAGUCUCUUCUCAAACCAUGUUCAGAUAGAUUUCUGCCCACUGCCUAUAUAAAUAGGAGCAGAGGGCCGGUCACCUCUGUAACCACCGGCGGUAGCAGAAGAAGCCGCAGCCAGAGGGGCCUCGGAGCGGAGGAGGCACUGCCUACUCAAGAAGCUGCCUGACCCGGCGGCUCCCCCAGACGCCGGCUUCGCCUUGGCCCUCUUUCUUUUCCUUCCUCUCCUCCUUGGAUUUCCCCCUCUUUUCCUUAAUCACUUCCUUCUCUCUCCCGGUGGACUUAGGUCACUUUUUCCUCCACCCCCACUUUAGCUUGUCGCCUCCUCUUUCUUCCUUCGACAUCUCUCUCUCCUCGCCCCAUUCUCUCGGUGUCACGCUCCCUCCUAGUUCUGUGCGUCUACAAACUUUUGAACAGAAUCCUGGCCGCAGCAAACAAGUCCUCCAGCUCCUCCUGCUGCUCCUGUUCGUUCCUGCGGCCUCCCCCCCAGACACUAACACCAGACGGCGAUGCCUCUUGCGUUGUGACUCCAGCGCAGAAACUUGGAGGAACCCUUUGCUAACCGUCCUACUUGGCAGCAAAUCCUUUCUAGCGGCGAAUGGCCAUGUGUAGCGGAACAAGGCUGGCCCUGCUGGUCUACGGGAUAAUAAUGCACAGCAGCGUGUACUGCUCACCGGACACCACCGGGCUCCCGUUUCCCGGGAUCAGGUCGGAGGAUGAGGCGUACGACGAGGACGGAAACCAGCUGCAAAACUUCUAUGACUUGGAGCCGCCCCGCAUAGAGAGACCCGCCUCUGUGCACCGCGAAACCCACGCGCUCAACCACCCGGGGGAGAUAAGAGAUGUGGCCCACGCGAUCCUUCACAAGGCCUACCGCAAAGUGCUGGACCAGCUGUCUCGCAAGAAAUUACUGCAGAAGCUCGUGGCCAAGGGCGUGGGGACAAUUCAGCGCAAUCGCAUGGACGGGAUGGUCAUAUCGCAUGGACAGAGUGGCAUUCGAAGCGAUAACGCAAAAGAUGACUCGGAUCCGCUCUCCAAGCGCCACUCAGACGGAAUCUUCACGGACAGCUACAGCCGCUACAGGAAACAAAUGGCUGUCAAGAAAUACUUGGCUGCUGUCCUAGGGAAAAGGUAUAAACAAAGAGUUAAAAACAAAGGACGCCGAAUAGCGUAUUUGUAGCGAUGAGUUACCAGCUACCUUGUGUAUACAACCCUGACACAAUGAAAAGUCAUUUUCCUUACAAACUGGAACAGUCAUCGCUCAUGUGUUCUAUCCAAACAUUUAUUUAUGUAUGAAGUAAAGCCAUUAAAUGAAUAUUUUGAUAAUAA